Prunus avium (sweet cherry) is the source of this 1469-nucleotide messenger RNA. Its product is annotated as putative prolyl 4-hydroxylase 7. Gene Ontology annotation, biological process: peptidyl-proline hydroxylation to 4-hydroxy-L-proline. Lineage: Eukaryota; Viridiplantae; Streptophyta; Magnoliopsida; Rosales; Rosaceae. Gene Ontology annotation, cellular component: endoplasmic reticulum. Gene Ontology annotation, molecular function: iron ion binding; procollagen-proline 4-dioxygenase activity; L-ascorbic acid binding. The record is from RefSeq and is a predicted model, not a curated record.
AAUAAUAACAAUGGUGUUGCGAGUGCGACCACUGACAAUACAAUAACCAACAAAACCGGCGAUAUUCAGUGGGCGCCCCCUUCAUUUGUCUCGAGUUGAACCAAGAGAAAGUUCUAAACGAAACCCCCACGCACUCACCUCCCCAUUUGCCCACCAAACAGAGUCAUUUGACAUUUCAAUGAAUUAAUUGCAAAACAACACACCCACCGUUUUGUUAUUUUUCUCCACCAUAAAACCAGUCUUCCCUCUCUUCUCUCCAAUUCUGUACAUUUCAGACCUUGCCAAAACCCUAGAUUUUUUCAUGGAUUCUCGAUUUUUGCUCACUCUUUCUCUUUGUUUCCUUUGCAUUUUCCCUCAUCUCUCCUCUUCCAGAAGUCGCGUCCCAAUAUUGAUCGAGGAGAAGAAAACGGAGGGAUCGGUGCUUAGACUGAGAAGAGGCGCUUCUUCUGCUACCUUCGAUCCAACUCGGGUCAUUCAACUCUCAUGGCGUCCCAGGGCUUUUCUUUAUAAGGGUUUUCUUUCUGAGGAGGAAUGUGAUCAUCUAAUCGAGAUUGCAAAGGAUAAGCUGGAGAAGUCUAUGGUGGCUGAUAAUGAGUCUGGUAAGAGUAUAGAGAGUGAAGUCCGGACGAGCUCCGGAAUGUUCCUUCAGAAAGCUCAGGAUGAAGUAGUUGCUAACAUUGAGGCCAGGAUUGCUGCAUGGACCUUUCUUCCAAUUGAGAAUGGGGAGUCCAUUCAGAUACUGCACUAUGAACAUGGCCAAAAGUACGAACCACAUUUUGAUUAUUUUCAUGACAAGGCUAACCAAGAAUUGGGUGGCCACCGUGUUGCCACUGUGUUGAUGUAUCUCUCUAAUGUUGAAAAGGGUGGGGAAACUGUCUUUCCCAAUACGGAGUCCCAAAUGUCUCAAUCUAAGGAUGAGGACGCGUCUGAUUGUGCUAAACAAGGCUAUUCAGUGAAACCCUACAAGGGUGAUGCCUUGCUAUUCUUCAGUCUUCAUCCUGAUGCAACAACCGAUCCAAGCAGUUUGCAUGGAAGCUGCCCUGUCAUUGAGGGUGAGAAAUGGUCUGCAACCAAGUGGAUUCAUGUGAGAUCCUUCGAAAAGUCAAUAAAGCAUGCAGUUAGCGGGGACUGUGUGGAUGGGAAUGACAACUGCCCCCUAUGGGCCAAAGCUGGUGAAUGUGAAAAGAACCCUACAUAUAUGGUGGGUUCGGAGGGUCUUCCUGGGUUUUGUAGGAAGAGUUGCAAUAUGUGUUCAUCCUAGGGAGGUCAAUAUUUGCAGUUAUUUGGCUUCUUGGGUCUAUACAGAGGGGUUAAUGAUUAGUUGUAUAUAACAUCGAGCUCGGCCAUAGUGAGAUAUAUAUGUUAGAGCUGCUGCCCAGAUUAAACUUUUAUAGUAUAUUCAGUACUUGAGCAGUUUUACUAUCACAAAGAUGAAUCUUUAAUUUCUCCACUAUUUUUAGUGGUAUAAA